Ruditapes philippinarum (Manila clam) is the source of this 2613-nucleotide messenger RNA. RefSeq lists its product as uncharacterized. Gene Ontology annotation, molecular function: zinc ion binding; ubiquitin-protein transferase activity. Gene Ontology annotation, cellular component: chromatin; nucleoplasm. Lineage: Eukaryota; Metazoa; Mollusca; Bivalvia; Venerida; Veneridae. Gene Ontology annotation, biological process: positive regulation of DNA-templated transcription. The transcript is spliced from 2 exons. The coding region runs from base 139 to 1899 and encodes 586 amino acids. The record is from RefSeq and is a predicted model, not a curated record.
ACGGGCCUGUGUCGGUGUGUUGAUGUGACAUCCGUUACCUUGAGUAAAUGUCAUCGAAUACAAGCGCUUGUUAUAUCACUAUUGAGCACGUGAAAUGGUUGUUGUGUAAAUUCUAAACUGGUUAUUAUUGCAUUAUAAAUGGAAGUCAUGGAUGUUCCAGGUAAAAAUGCCAUAAGACGAGAUUCAUUGGCAACAAUCGCUCUGGGUUCUGAAGAGGAUCCUCGCGUUUAUUGUCAGCCAUGCGAUCCAGAUGGAUCUAGACUUCCUGCUUAUGGAUAUUGUACGAACUGCUCAGAACAUUUGUGUGAAACAUGUUACACACUUCACAGAAAACAUAAAUUGUCAAGAGAUCACACUCUACUAGACAAAAGCAGCAUGCCCCAGAUCCUGUCACCUGUUACUCCAACGCAGUCUGAAAAUUUCACCAAACCUUGUCCUACACACAACAUGGAGAUGAUCAAGUUUUACUGCCAUGAUCACAAGACUCUCCUCUGUAGUGUUUGUGUAACACUGGAUCAUAAACUAGCAUCUUGUCAAGUCAAAUAUAUACCUGAUAUUUCAGACACAUUCAUCAACAGCACAGAAUAUCAAGAUAUAUUGAAGAGAAUUAAUGACGUAAGUGAGAUAUCUAACAAAACACUUCAAGACACAAAGAAAAUGAUUGAAAACUCAGACGAAUCUUUGACACGUGCAUUAGAAGACUUUAUGAAAUUUAGAACAAAAUUCGACCAGAGAUUAAAUGAACUAGAAAGACAAGUCAAGGAGGCAGUAGAAGUCAAUCAAGAGGACAACAAGAAAAAAUUGACGAAACUAGAAACAAAAUGUAAAGACGUUUCAAAGUCCCUUAAGUCAUCCUCUGGUGCCAUUCAACGCUUGAACAGAUCUACACAAGCUAACGACAUGUUUAUAGAGAUGAAACAUGCAGAAGAGAUUAUAAAAGAUUUCCAAUAUCAGAGAACUAUGGCUACGCUCUACGAUCAAAAUAUUGAAGUAAAAGAUUACAACUUUGAACCGAAUGAGGUCAUAUCAUAUCUGCUGGAUGAAGAGUUUUCAUUGGGAACAUUACAAAGUGAAACAUUGAUAAUCCCGGAUAUGAAACCCAGACAAUCCUCAUACAUGGAUAAAAUCUGUGUCCUAACAUCAAACGCUAAAGGUCGUGUGUGCUGUAUACAAGGAAUGACUCUCCCGUAUCCCAAUACUCUAAUCCUCACAGAUGACUACGUGUUAAAAAUGGUUGAUAUAAAAACACAGUCGGUCAUAGCUGAACAUUUCUUUCAAUACACUCCUCUAGAUGUUGCAUCGGUGGCACAUAAUAGACUUGCUGUCGUACUACUAGGCAAUGAAAGUAUACAGUUCAUGUCAUUUGCAAGCAAGAAAUUCAAGAUGAAUCACACUGUGAAGGUUGAUGGACAAUGCUGUGGCAUUAGCUGUCAUAGAAAUCAAAUGGUGGUGACAUUUCAGGACCCUCCAAAAGUUCAAAUUCUUCAGAUGAACGGGACUGUAUUACACACUAUCGAAGAUAGAUCUAUUUUCAAGAGCCCAAUGUUCGUCACAACAUGUGAUAGUUCUGUCUAUGUAUCGGAUUAUAUUAUGGAGACAGUUACCAGAUUCAACUGGAAGGGUGAGAUGGGAGACAGAUAUGCUUGUAGAGAUAAGCCUUAUGGGUUGACAAUGUCAGAAAAUGGCACUGUGUUUGCUUGUGUUGGAAACGGUACCAUUAUAGAGAUAUCCGGGGACUGCACUAGAGGACGGGUUGUUGUACAGGAUUUAGAAUGCCCUUCUUCUGUCUGCUGGUCUGAAGAAAGAUCAACAUUGUAUGUAAGCAGCAUGGGUUGUAACAGUCAAGAUGAUGGUACUACAGAAGAUGACUUUAUCAGUAUGUUCAAAUUGACCAAAUAGGGGGUAUGAAGAUAAACAUUCUGGAAAUAAAGGAACCGAGAUUUCUUUUUUUGAUCUAUCCGGCAAAAUUAUAUAAAUGUUAUAGAACAUCUUGGUGAAAAAUAGACCAUAUUGGUGAAACAAUAGAACAUUUUGGUGAAACAAUAGAACAUAUUCGUGAAACAAUAGAACAUAUUGGUGAAAAAUAGAAUAUCUUGGUGAAACAAUAGAACAUAUUGGUGAAAAAUAGAAUAUCUUAUCUUGGUGAAACAAUAGAACAUUUUGGUGAAACAAUAGAACAUUUUGGUGAAACAAUAGAACAUAUUCGUGAAACAAUAGAACAUAUUGGUGAAAAAUAGAAUAUCUUGGUGAAACAAUAGAACAUAUUGGUGAAAAAUAGAAUAUCUUAUAUUGGUGAAACAAAAGAACAUAUUGGUGAAACAAUAGAACAUUUGCAAAGAGAAGUUAGUUAGAUAUUAACUUUUUUACUUUUUAAAAGUUGCAAGGUAUACUUAUGAUAACACAACCAAAUGUUGUUAGAUACAUGUUUCAUUGUUAACUUUAAUCUAUUCUAAAUAAUAAGAUUUUUAACACUUUUUUUAAUACUUUUUUUUAACAAUACGCCUCUUUCCUAGCAACGGUUACUAAUUAAUAUGCAACAACUCAGACAUUGUAAAUACUCCCAGUUAAAUAUUCCAUACAUUAAAAAUUAUAAAAGUAUGUUUUAAUUCUUAU